ACUGCUCGUGCAGGGCAGUCCCCUGCCGCAGAUCGGUGCCCGGGCGCGCAACGGCCGCGCGGGGGCGCACGGCGCCGCAGCCCCUCCGGACCCCGGCCGGGGCGCGCCCUGGGAGGCCGGGUGGGAGGGGCCGCGCCGGGCUCCCCCCGCCCCUCCUCGCGGGCCCCGCCGCUUCCGCUCGCCCAGGGGCCGCCCGGGGAGCCAGGACGAGCCGCCUGGGCUUUGCGUAGCCGGCAGCUCGGGGGCUCCAUCCCACACCCUCCGCACAUGAGGCCAUGAGGCACCCACUGGACCAGGGCCAGGUCACCCCUCCCUGCCCCUUACCCCAUCCAGGAGCUCCCUGCUGUCUCACAUCUGGGAGCUGAGGGAGCCCUGGAGGCUGGGGGCCUGCCUGUGAGGGGGUGCCUCUGCCGGGCACCAGCUCCAGCUCCCACCAGCCACACCCUCUGCAAGGUCUCAUAGAAUACUGGACAGAACUGAGCUGGUCCCCAUUACACAAAUGGGGAAACUGAGGCCAGAGAAAGAGGAGCACCUGGCCCCCGGCUAUACCAGAAGACCCCGCUCCCUCUGGAACCUCUUGCUUCUGCUGUGGACCUUCCUGAAUUGUGGUUUGGAGGGCAACGCUCAGGGUCCAGGUGAGUGGACGCCAUGGGGUUCCUGGAGUCGCUGUUCCAGCUCUUGCGGGCGAGGGCUCUCAGUGCGCAGCCGGAGAUGUAUCCGGUUUCCAAGGGAAGAACUGUGCUGGGGGGACACCCAUGAGUACCGCCUCUGCCAGCAGCCUGACUGUCCCCCAGGGGCCAUGCCAUUUCGAGACCUCCAAUGUGCCCUCUACAAUGGCCACCCCAUCCUAGGCACCCAGAAGACCUACCAAUGGGUGCCCUUCUAUGGUGCACCCAACCAGUGCGACCUCAACUGCCUAGCCGCGGGGCACGACUUCUAUCACAGCUUCGGUCGCGUGCUGGACGGUACCCCCUGCAGUCCGGGCGCCCAGGGACUCUGCGUGGCUGGCCGCUGCCUCAGUGCCGGCUGUGACGGUUUGCUGGGCUCCGACGCCCGCGAAGACCGCUGCGGCCGCUGCGGCGGCGCCAACGACUCGUGCCUCUUCGUACAGCGCGUGUUCCGCGACGCCGGUGCCUUCGCUGGGUACUGGAACGUGACCCUGAUCCCCGAGGGCGCCAGACACAUCCGCGCCGCCCACCGGAGCCGGAACCACCUGGCGCUGAUGGGGGGAGACGGGCGCUACGUGCUCAACGGGAACUGGGCGGUCAGCCCGGCCGGGACCUACGAGGCAGCGGGCACCCGCGUGAUUUACACCCGCGCCACAGGGCCGGAGGAGACACUGCGCGCCGCCGGGCCCACCUCCGAAGACCUGCUCCUGCAGGCGCAGGCUCAGGUCUUGGGCUGGUCCCCGCGGCAGCCUCAGCCUCGGGAGGUAGACCCUCAGCCCCUUGAGUCCCCCACUGUCAUCCCUCCAAGGACCCCGAUCCCCACUCCAGAGCCCUGUCCACCCUGCCCGGACACCCGCGGUCGUGCCCACCGGUUGCUCCACUAUUGCGGCAGUGACUUCGUGUUCCAGGCCCACGUGCUGGGCCGCGUCCGCCAGGCCCAGGAGACCCGCUAUGAGGUGCGCGUGCAGCUCAUCUACAAGAACCGCUCCCCACUGAGGGCCCUGGAGUACGUGUGGGCUCCAAGCCGCUGCCCUUGCCCCCCGCUGGCCCUCCAUCGGGACUACCUGCUGGCUGCCCGGCGCCUCAUUAGCCCUGAUGGCACCCAGGACCGGCUGCUUCUCCCCCAUGCUGGCUAUGCCCGGCUCUGGAGCCCCGCCGAGGACAGUCGCGUGCGCCUGGCUGCACGGCACUGCCCUCUCUGAGACGCCAGACAAGACCUUGGCCACACAUGGGUGACUAGUCUAAGUCAGCAUAUGUCUCCUCUUUCCAUAGCUUCCAGGGAGCUAGGAACUGUUUGUCUUCCACCUGCAGCUCUAUGACUCCCAUCAUCACACUCAGAUACCCCUACCUUCAGAGCCACUGUCACCAGCAGGUCCACACUGGUGAGGACUCAAUGAACAGACUUUUAAUUCUGGUUUCGUCUCUCACCUUGGCUGCCAGGAAAUGCAUAGCUGUUCUACACCCAGAGAAUUUGUGUCUGCUUUUAUUCCCCUUGCUUCACACUCAUGUGCUCAGAGACAUUGUCACACACAAGCCUGGUCCCAGGAAAACAUGCCUAAAGAGACGUGGUAAUGGUUUUCCCUCUUGUCCUGCCUACCAGGAAGUUCAUCACUGUUUAACCCCCGACACUCUCUCCUUUCAGGCUGCUACUUACACACGCACUCUCAUAUUUUCAGAGACACUGUCACAAACAGGCAUGACCCCCAGAAAACAUGCCUACCCAGGCACUGUAACAUACCAAUUUCCCCUUUUGCCCUUGCUACCAGGAAGUUCACAGAUAAUCUUAACAGCUUCAGCAAUUUGAGGGUGGGGUGGGCUUUCCUCCAGGCAACCCUCCUGUUCACCCCUUUUUUUAUUCCUAUUUAAUUUUUACAAGAGCUGUUUUUUUAAAAAAUAAAAAAACAAGCCCAGUUACA
Molecule: messenger RNA, 2584 nt
Organism: Cervus elaphus (red deer)
Lineage: Eukaryota; Metazoa; Chordata; Mammalia; Artiodactyla; Cervidae
Gene: ADAMTSL5
Product: ADAMTS like 5
Exons: 13
Coding region: 500-1870 (456 amino acids)
Biological process (GO): extracellular matrix organization
Cellular component (GO): extracellular matrix
Molecular function (GO): metalloendopeptidase activity; protein binding
Source: RefSeq, a predicted model, not a curated record